Pungitius pungitius (ninespine stickleback) is the source of this 3108-nucleotide messenger RNA. It is a transcript of the gene prkg3, whose product is annotated as protein kinase cGMP-dependent 3. NCBI's taxonomy places the organism in Eukaryota, Metazoa, Chordata, Actinopteri, Perciformes, Gasterosteidae. The record is from RefSeq and is a predicted model, not a curated record. The coding region runs from base 394 to 2430 and encodes 678 amino acids. The transcript has 23 exons. Gene Ontology annotation, biological process: protein phosphorylation. Gene Ontology annotation, molecular function: ATP binding; cGMP-dependent protein kinase activity.
GACAACCGGGAAGAAAGAUUGAGGGCGAGACAGAGAGCGUAAGAGAAGCUCAGACAGUAAAAAGCCAAAGAGCCGACCUGGGGAAGUGUGCAGCGGCAGAAGAUGAGGUGAUGCCAGAGGGGGUUGCAGGCUGCUCAGGUGUGUCUGGAGGUCAGGUACAGGUCUCCGAUACUCCCGGCGAACUGGUGUGUGAGUGCUUCAGGGGGAUUGUUCGGCUCCUAUGAUCCACGCGGCCUCUGUAGGCGUCUACUCUCCUGAUCCACGCGCACACUGCAGCUCUUUAGCGAUCGGAAGGCAGGGCCCUGUUGGCUGUCCUUCGUUAGGCUGCAUUAUUCAGCGGGGGCUCUCGCUGGGUGCAGGCAGCGCAGCGGGUGAAAAGGCAUCAGUACAGUCAUGGAGAAGAAACUGGAGGAGCUGAAGCAGCGGCUAGAAAAACAAUGUAUGAUCAACCAGGAGCUGCAGAGGCAAAACAAAGACCUGGAGCAACGACUGCAAGAGAAGGAAAAACUUCUGCAGGAGCUGCACGGCCAUUACGAAGACCUGGGCGUCCCCUCGCAGGGCGGAAACGCCGUCGAACCGGAGAUCAGGAAGAGCCGCGCCGCUGUCAUCGCCUCUGAGCCCCUCCCCGAGACCCUGGAGAUACGCAAGAGGGCCAAGAAGGUGGCCAGCGAGACCAAUCUGAUCAUCAAAGCCAUCCAGAAGAAUGACUUCCUGAGCCGCCUCGACGAGGAGCAGACGGCCAUGAUGGUGGAUGUGCUGGCGGCGUCCAGCUACAAACCCAACGAGGAUGUGAUCAAAGAGGGCACUGAAGGAGACAGCAUGUACAUCGUAGCAGCUGGUGAGCUCGUCGUCACCCAGGCAGGCCAAACCCUCCGCAGCCUGACCACGGGGGAUGUGUUCGGGGAACUGGCCAUCUUGUACAACUGCAGAAGGACAGCUACGGUCAAAGCUAAGACAGCAGUGCGUCUGUGGUGCAUGGAGCGACAGACCUACAGGACCAUCAUCACCAACAAGUCCAAGAAGAAGCGAGAGCAGCUGCUGGGCUUCCUGAAGACGUCUCGUACUCUGAAGGAGCUGAACGAUGUCCAGCUGUCCAAAAUAAUAGAUUCUAUGGAGGAGGUGAAGUACCAGGACAAAGAUGUCAUAGUUAGAGAAGGAGCAGAAGCAAACGCGUUCUACAUCAUCCUGAAAGGAGAGGUCUUGGUGACCAAGAACGUGAACGGGCAUCAGAAGCAGAUUCGUAGGAUGGGGAAAGGCGAGCAUUUCGGGGAACAGGCCCUCAUACGGGAAGUCUUGAGAACCGCCACCUGCAGCGCUGAGGGCCCCGUUACCUGCCUCUCCAUCGACAAGGAGGUGUUUGAAGAGACGAUUCCCAUAGAGCACCUCGAGCUGUUUGACGACUCCAAAGUGCUGCAGGAGGCACAAGCUUCGGAAAAGUCGAGUAGCGGCUCCACUCUGAGGUUCAAGGACCUGGUCCCGGUGCUGUACCAGGAGGGACGCUAUCAAGGGGAUCCCGUCACGCUUGGAAUCGGAGGGUUUGGUCGUGUGGAGCUGAUGACCACAGUGAACCAUGGAGAACUUUACGCUAUGAAGCGAGUCAGCAAGAAGCACAUUGUUGCUAAGAGACAGGAGGAGCACAUGUUGUUUGAGAAAAAGAUCCUCAAAGCAACCCAGUGCAACUUCAUUGUCAGCCUUCACGCUGCUUUUAAAGACACACGAUACAUCUACAUGGUCAUGGAGUUCUGUGUGGGAGGAGAGAUCUGGACCAAACUCAAAGAAGUAGGGCGUUUUGACGAGCCCAUCGCCGUGUUCUGCACUGCCUGUGUGGUGGAGGCCUACGCCUACCUCCAUAAGAAGAACAUCAUGUACAGAGACCUGAAGCCCGAGAACCUGAUGAUGGACAUAAAGGGCUACGUCAAACUGGUGGACUUUGGUUUCUCCAAGGAGAUGGUGCAUGGAGACAAGACCUAUUCGUUUGUGGGUACCCCCGAGUACAUGGCACCAGAGAUCAUCAAGAACCAGGGACAUGACUUCGCAGUGGACUUCUGGUCCCUCGGCGUCUUGAUUUAUGAGCUAUUGGUGGGAAGCCCGCCGUUUUCCAGUUCAGAGCCUCAGAAGAUUUAUGCAAAAAUCUUGGACGGGGUGCUCAAGUACCCACCUUACAUGAGCGAGGCCGCCAAGUCCAUUAUCAGCAAAAUGUGCAGGCCUCGGCCCGGUCAGAGGUUAGGAAACACCAAGAACGGAAUCAGAGAAGUCCGGAAUCACAGGUGGUUCAGCAGCAUGAACUGGCACAAGCUGCGCGUGGGUCAACUCGACGCCCCCACAGUCCGGCUCAUACGCAAGGGCCCUUGCUACAUCAACUUUGAUCGUUUCCCUCUUGAUCAGACGAAGGCGGAGGAGGAGUUCUCCGGCUGGGACCGCGACUUCUGAUGUUAAAAGGAUCAAAGGCCCCGAGAGUUUCACCUAAAUUUGGAACCAAAUAAAAAAAUGAAUGUACCCUCAGUUGAAGCCAAAAACAUGAUGGUAGAAGGAGCUUCUUAUUGAAACUUCAUACUAAUUAGAUUAUAAAAUCAGAAGUGGAACUGCAGUAUUUUUGUGUUUUCUGUUGUCACAGAGACACAUCAUAGAGACACAUCAUAGAUACACAUCAUAGAGACACAUCAUAGAGACACAUCAUAGAGACACAUCACCUGGGUGGAAAACGGGCCAAUAAAUAUGUGUCAAGCCGCGUUGUUUGAACAUUCCGUUUCAAUGAAGAAGUGUCGUUAACAUCAUCCAUACGACACUCUUUUCUGAUUAGAAUACUAAUUGGUGCAAUCAGUAAAGUAGAGCUCCUACUGAGCCUGACAGGAAGACGUAUACUGAUUUUAUAUGUGUAUUGUAUUCAAAUGUGUAUUGUUCUUUUGGAUCUAUGUUGAUUUUAGAGAUGAAAUAUGCGUAUCUGCUAUUCGACAAGUUGGUAAAUAUUUGAAUAUUGUUAAAGAUGUUUUUAUUGUAAACUAUCACUUAAUCUUUCCCCUUUAUGCAUGCAGAGUAUAUUUACCCAACAUGAUUGUAUAAUAAGAGAAUUUCUACUCAACUUUUAAAUAAAAGUACUCUUUUAUGAAU